Crotalus tigris (Tiger rattlesnake) is the source of this 2405-nucleotide messenger RNA. RefSeq lists its product as uncharacterized. The transcript is spliced from 9 exons. The record is from RefSeq and is a predicted model, not a curated record. Lineage: Eukaryota; Metazoa; Chordata; Lepidosauria; Squamata; Viperidae. Bases 147 to 1148 code for a protein of 333 amino acids.
AUGGCGCGUUUCCGCCUCGACCGGAAGUUGCUCUGCUCGGGCGAGGCCUUUCCUUCCUUCUCUAUGGCCCUCGCCCGACACCACUUCCCGCACUUCGGAACGCCCGGUUCGUCGCUCGGCCGGGGCAUGUAACGGUCGCCGUCGCCAUGGAGACGCCCGACACGAGGGUUCUCCUUUCCCAGUCAGAAGAAGCUCUGGCCUCUCCUUUGCCAAAUGAAAGCAUAAACUGUCCACUGCCAAAUCUAACACCAAGACACCAAGACCUGAUUGCCACACCGUGCGGCCCAAUCAAACGAUGGUCCGAGCUGUCGUCCCCGGUCAAGAUCUACUUCUGUGUCACCAUCCUUUCGCUGUUGAGUGUCAUUGGAUUAACCAUAGAGACCCUCAUCCAGCAGAAAAAUGAAGAUUUUACUGUGUCUCUCAUCCAGAUCAUUGGCCUCGUGUUCUGCAUCUAUUACGUCAGCCGAGGAAUCCUGCAGGAGAAUCGCCAGGAGCUGGUGGUCUUCGUCCUCUCUAUCGCCUUGGUCAUGCUGCGCUCCGUGAUCAACUUCACCGUCCUCCCUGCCAAGCAGAAGCCGGAGUUGCUGGCCCGCUUCGUCUUGAUCCUUCUGGUCGGGGCCUUUGACGUCAGCUGCGCCGUGAUCCUGAUCCAGAGCGAGAGCCGGAUGGCCUUCCGAGUGGGCGGGGCUUUGGAGAGCCUCCAGGCCCAGUAUUUCAUGCUGAACCUCUGCUUUUCCAUGCUGACCUUUGACCUCCAGGCUCAGCUCUGUUUGUCUGUUUUGCUGCUGACCACAACCCGGAAGAUUUCAAGUCUGCACAGUGUGUUCCUGGCUGCUGGGAUUUGCUGGGCUGUUCUCAAGGUUGCUUGUGGCAUCACUGCAAUCUUGAAAGAGUUGAAACCUCUCGCCUGGAUUUUUGUGCUUCAGAAUUUACCAGAAGUGGCUUAUCUAGCCUAUCUGUUGUACACAGUCAUAACAGAAUGGGGCCAAGGAAGUUCUUACGCCCUGGAAGCGGCCAUCAUCACCUGCUCCUGCAUUUCGGUGACGAUCAAAAGCGUCCUGUUUUGGGCAAUGUUCCAUGUCUAUCAGAGCUUUGGGCAAGGCCUGAGAGAGAGGAUGUUUUCUUCCUAUGGAAGGAUCGAUUCAUGACCUGCAGCUCCGUUGCCAAACCGAUGUGCUCUUAUAGAGUGAAGAAUCUAGUUGGGGAAACCCGAUCUCCCCCCUUCCCCACCCCCGGUUGGACUCUGGAGAAGCGGCAGAAGAGACUGGAUCCCAAGGCAGACCUUUGCUCCCCUAGGAUUCCGUUCUGCCUCGCUGGAUCUCUGGAACCGCCCCACCAGCCUUCCUCCUGCGGACGAGCAAAGAAAACCACGCAUCCUCCUGCUCUACUGUCCAAAGAACCAUCGGAGCAGCUUCCCAAUGUGGCUUGCGCUGCGGCCUUUUCCCGCGCGAGGAUCCGGCCUUUGCUCCCUUGGCUGUAUUGUCCUCCCCCGUUUUUAACCUCGUUUUGGGCCCUGCGACGGUUGACAUGUCUGAGCUUGACCGGCGGGCGGGACUGGGUUGCCAAAUUGCAGAGCAGGUCCGGGGAGGCGUGGCUGUCGGUUUUGAUGAACCCGUUCUCGCCUUCAAGAGCCUCACCUUGCCUGACCUGACCCGCUCUCCGAUCCGGUUUGAAACCAGAAACGUUUCGAGUGCAGCUUGCCUGUUUUCAUCCUUCCGAGACUGCAGGAGUCGAGUUUUCGUUCCAAGUUUGCAAGGUCGAUUCGGAUCCUGCACAUCUGGCAGGCACUCAAGGGGACGGGCUCUGCCCUCCUGGUGUGGAGGCAGAGGGGCAGGGAGGCAAAGAACAGUAGCCUAAUGGUUGCCCAUAGGUCGACCAAUUUUGAACACACCCUCUCCUUUUGUGGAAAAAGCGGAGAUGUUGUUCCAGCUGAAGAAUUUUGGGUCAGGACCCACCGAAGGCAGGAUAGAAGGAAUGGUAAAUCAUUUGACUAAAGUUGUUCCAUCCAGGGUACACAAAGUGGGCCUUGCAAGGAGCAGCGUGUCGGUCUAAAUCAGACCCCGUGAGCGUUUCUCAAAACGUUGGCCCAAACUAGGGUCUUCCAGCUUCAGUCUAUACUAGCAUGGCUGAUUCCUUGCUGAUUCCAGAGAACUGUCUUUAUAAACAGUUCCAACGCAGUCUUAAAACUUUCAGCGCCAACCUUCUCCAAAGAUAUAAAGUUUUGGUUCUAUCUUUUCAAAACAUCCCUAGUUCUGUGAGCAUUUUCGCCAAGCCUAUUCUUCAUAACAAAGUGAUUUUUCUAACAAAAGCCAGUAUUUCAUACUCUAAUCAUAAUGCUUUAUUUAAUAAUAAUAAUAAAAAGGUUUGUUACCGGCCUUGUAUUUUUCAAUAAAGAAUCAAUGGCA